CGGUAUUACGGUCGUAGGAGUAGGGCGCGUAGGUUAUACCGGUUCCCCGAUCGUGGACGAAAACAGAGACGCGAGAGGAAACUACGAUUAUUCGACCUGGAAAGUAUCGCGCGUCUGGGAGCGAAAAAAAACUAGAGAUCCUUCUCUUGGCGGAGGACAUAGCUUGCGAAGAAUCGCGAGUCGAAACGAUCGUGAAUUUGCGCGAUUUCGAAAUCUCCGUAACGAUUGAGUGAGCAAGCUGAAUAUCGAGUGUUCGUUUAUUUGAAAAGUUUGGCACAAGCAGAUAAGAUCGGGUGUAAACUCUACUUGGAUCUCAAUUUCCUGUAAAUCGCUUGUGCCUGUAUGCAAUGGGUUCGAAGGACGAGUGGGACUAUUCCAUCCAGAAUGGACCCAGCACGUGGGUAACGAAGUUCCCCAUGGCUGCCGGCUCCAGGCAAAGCCCGGUCAACAUCGAGACGAAACGGGCGGAAUCCGAUCACGAAGCUCUAAGCAGCAAGCCAUUGCGUUGGAAGUAUCCGGCUACAGCUUCCCGAAAGCUGGUUAAUCCCGGUUAUUGUUGGCGAGUGGAUACUGCGGGCGAAGGCACAUUUUUGAGCGGUGGACCGUUGAUGGAUGAUGUCUACAAACUGGAGCAGUAUCACUGUCACUGGGGAUGUAGCGAUUCCAGGGGAUCGGAACAUACGGUGGAUGGACAAGCUUUCGCCGGAGAGCUGCAUCUGGUGCACUGGAACACCAGCAAGUACAAGACUUUCGGCGAAGCUGCGAAAGCUUCCGAUGGUUUGGCAGUCCUGGGAGUCUUCCUUAAGGUCGGCAAGACUCAUGAAGAAAUGGACAAGAUUGCGCGUUUGUUGCCGUACGUCUCGCACAAGGACGAGGUCGUAGAAAUUACGGAACCUAUUGACCCUGGUAAACUCCUUCCCGAUGAUAACGGCUACUGGACGUACUUGGGCUCGCUGACGACGCCGCCAUGCAACGAGAGCGUCACUUGGAUCCUCUUCAAAAAGUAUAUCGAGGUGUCCCACCAUCAGUUGAACAUUUUCCGCAAUCUGCGAAAGUUUCCACGUGGCGAGGAGUGCCCGUGCCACGAGAAUCACGGAGCGGUGAUCAACAACUUUCGCCCACCGAUGCCGUUGGGAAAUCGCGUCUUGCGGGAAUGCGGUAGCUUCUAAGCUUUUGUCUCUCCUCGCCCGGGAAAUGAAAAUGAACGAGAAAAAGAGAGGGCAGGGAUAAUCGUCAGGCUCUCCUCUUGGUUCUUGCGGAUCAUCGACCCCGAAGCGACGACUAAUACAGUCGCUAUCGAACGACAGCGUUCAACGUGCCUUUGGAUUAAUCAACGAUUACACUCGCGUUACUUUACGCGAGAUCCUGGCCUUCGUUGUUUCCUCGUAAUUAAGUUUGCAUCGCACGCGUAAUCAAUUCACUUGCGUUGAGAGACGGACUUUCGCAGCGAGAAGAAAAUUCCUGUUACUCUACGAAAACGAAUUAAAAAUAUUUGAUAGUUUUAGCUCUCCUAACUCGACGUAUUCUACAUUUUUAUUAUUAUUUGACAUAAUUAUGCGAUAAGUUGUAAAUCGUAGAAUGGGCUUGCAUCAUUAUUAAAUGUAUUUCGGAACUAUCGCAUCUUUGUGCAGUAUAAAACAAGCGCUGUUUACACGAAAAUCGUAUCACAUAUUUCUUUAAAAAAAUAUCAUCGGUGUUCAUCGAUAUUUUAAAAGACAUUUUAUUAGGUAGUUAGAAGAUAUCUUGCUAGAAGAUAUCUAUAUUAAUUUUAAAUUACAAAUUCAUUACAAUUUCUUAAUCGAAUAUGUUUUGAUAAAGAUACGAGAUAUUAACAGGAAUGUAACUUAAAAAAAGAUACAUUCAUUACUUCAGUAGAUGCAUUAACAGGUAAUUAAUGAUCGUAUUUUUGUCGUCGAUUAAACUAGCUGAAAUAAAAUGUAUAAUUUUAAUUGUUAUUUAUUGAAAAACUCUUUAGAUAAAAAAAUUCUUUCGAUCAAAAGAGAUCUUUUUUUUUCGACAAAAAGCAAUUAUCUUAAACCGCUCAAGUAUCGUGAGUCUUUGGGGAGCGGUCAUGAUCAGGGACAUCGUGUAUAGUAGCUAUCAAGUGUGUAAAACAAUUUAAUUUUAAUUCAAGUGCAAUUACGAGUGAAACGUAGAAUAACAAGCGUCUGCUUUUCGCGCCUUGGGAAUGUAGCUUUCUCGCUAAUUAGAAACUACAAUCCGCUUGUGCAAUACUUGCGCGGCUACGAAAGGGGCGAGAAAUGUGCCUACGCGUAUGUAUGUAGAUAUGCAUUAUUUCGCGAUAGAGAAUAAGACGAGAUAUAAAUAAUAUUAUGCGAUGCAACAGUCAUUAUAUCGCUAUACACAUUAGACUAAUGUACAAAAAUGGCAAGAUGUAAUUUUUAGAUGUAUACUCGCGAUAAAAUCAAAUUCUGUUCGAUCUCGAUCCGUCCUCGGAGGCAGUCAUCGACCAGAUUCGCUUCCGCAAACCGACGCAACGUAUAAUGAUGUAUUGGGUAUAAUGAUCUACCUUGAGUAUGGAUGCUAUACGUUAUAUACAUGUGAUUUUUAAGAAAUAUCUGUCGUUCCAUAACGGCAUAUUUAUUAUGAAGCAACGCGUACGAUUGUUGACGCGCGAGAAAUGUAAGACCCGAAAAAAUCGUACGGCUCUUCAUUCACAACUGUGCUCGUGUAUAUAGAAUUUACGAGAGUAAAUCCAACAUAAUUGCAUUGCACAAGGUUUAUUGCACUUGCAUCACUGUGAUGCAACAAGUGAGAUGCUGAUGUCGCUGUCACAGCGGCUUUUAUCGCGAAUGCGUCUUUAAGGUGUGUAGCAACAGGUGACAAUUGAUAUGCAGCACAAAUAUCGAAGAGAUGAGAUAAUUUUUCAAAGCUCGCUCUUUCAGAAAGAACGACAGAAGAAAAAAUAUAUAUAUACAAUAUUUAUAUGUAUAUUAAUUCUCUUAAAGAAAUUUCUUCAAUCUCUGCAAUUAUGAUUUUUCGAUUAACGCGAGAAAAAUAAUUUGACGGAUUGAAAAAAUUGGAAUGGAAAAUUGGAUAAUUUGACGGAUUGAAAAAAAAUUGGAAAAAAUUCGGAUUAAUAAAAUAAUUGUGAGUGAUUACAACUCUCGAGCGUCAACAAUAGUUUUUAAAAUAAAUGCUAUAUAUACUUAUUUAGAUAUAUUUUGUGUCAUACACUGAUGAAUUUUACGCAUGUGCUGUUUUGUGCAACGUAUGUUAAAUACAUUAUUAUUAUGCUGACUACUUUAUCGUAUGUAUUCUCAGGAAUCGCUGUUUAUAUGUAUUUCUAUAAAAUAUAUAAACAUUUUCUUUUACCAUCGCGUCCUUCGAUUUUGGCUCAUUUGCUAAACGCAUAUACGCCAAUAUUAAAAUUAUUGUUGGCGAUGUAAAAUAUAUAUGUAUUUCGUAGCUUCGACUGUGAUAGAAGGAGCAAAUAAAGAUCGUUUCGUUUGUUCUUUUACGGCAAUA
Molecule: messenger RNA, 3489 nt
Organism: Camponotus floridanus (Florida carpenter ant)
Lineage: Eukaryota; Metazoa; Arthropoda; Insecta; Hymenoptera; Formicidae
Gene: CAH1
Product: carbonic anhydrase 2
Exons: 7
Coding region: 348-1169 (273 amino acids)
Cellular component (GO): cytoplasm
Molecular function (GO): zinc ion binding; carbonate dehydratase activity
Source: RefSeq, a predicted model, not a curated record